GGGUGGGGUCAAGAGGGGCCCAAGAUGGCUGCCCCCAUCAAGAUCACAGAGUGGGUUUCUUCCUAGAGUCUAGUUUCUGGCUGAUGCCCCUUAUUUCCCCACCACCACAAGCUUCCCCCCGCUUUUUGCCAGGACGCUGCCUGCUGUUUUGUGUGCGUGUAUGUGCCCAGUUAUCCGAGCUUCUCCUUCUGUGCAUGUUCCAGAUCUUGCUUUCGAAGCCUCUCGUGAGCAUCCAAAGCAUGCACUGACAGGUUUCCCCCUGCUCAGAAUCCUCAUAUCCUUUCUCUUCCUUUGCAAACCCCGCAAACCAGGUUCCGCUUUAUGCGGCUGACCUGGCAAGCUUCUUGUGAAACUUCGUUAACUCGUUGGCAAUAAAUAUCCGAAGAAGCGAGUUGUCCUGGGAUGCUGGGAGUGGUUAUCAUGGCUGCGGCUGCGGGUGUUAAAGCGCUCCUCCGCUUAAAACCUGGCGUUACUCUAUUCUUUUCUUUAAACUGAGAGGCAGGAAGUGGGACGCAAGAGUUCGUAUAAAUAGAUUUCUACCUUAAGAAGCAAACAAACGCCAAACCAAUGGGCCAAAGCUAAGCUUCUUAGCCUGGUUCUAGAGGGCCAUGGGGAACAUGCUGUCCCCUCUGCCUGGGCUGCGCAGGGGGUCGCAUCGGAAGGAGCCGCUUGCUAACCCGGGCAGCUUCGAUGAGCUCCAUCGGAAAUGCAAAGGUAAGCCGUCGUUUGCUCUUCUUCCUCAUCCCUCCUCAAAGCUCUCACCUUUCUCAUGAAGCCUUUGGUGCAGGCAGCCCCCUAGUCCUCAUGACGGUCUAUUGCUGGGGUGGGGAACCUCGGGGCUGGGGCUGGGGGCAAGUGCUGCCCUCCGGGCUGCUCUGUUUGGCCCUCGGACUUCUCUGCUGGCCCUCGCCCUGCCGUGCACCCUCCUUGAGUAGUUUUGUGUGGCUGCGGAAGUGCCAUAGCUCUGUAGGCAGAGCAUCUGCUUCACAUGAAGGAGACCCCGGUUCAGCCCCUGGCAUCUCCAGUUAAAAAGGACCAGUAGGGGAGAGGAAAGGAAAGACCCAUCCUGAGACCCCAGAGAGCUGCUGCCAGUCAGAGCAGGAGUCGCUGCACACUACCAGACCCCAAGAAGCUUUCCCUGUUGCCUGCAUGAUCUCCCUCUUCAUUCCUUCCCCGCGGCUGAAAUUCAUGAGAAAUUCAUUCAUACCGAACCACAAGGAUCACAAUGACUACUUAUAAGGAAGAUUCCUAUGUUCCAUGUGGAAGGUCCCCAGAUUCAGCCCCCCAGCACUUCCGCAUAGAGCCGGGAGAUGUUAAUCUGCACAGAAUACUGACUCUACACAAGGCAGCUUCCUACCUUUGAAGGUGACUCGGAAACUACAACUAAUCCAGAAUGCUGCAGCUAGACUGGUGACUGGGAGCAGCCGCUGGGACCAUAUAACACUGGUCCUGAAAGAACUACAAUGGCUCCCAGUAUGUUUCCAAGCACAAUUCAAAGUGUUGGUACAGAACUUUAAAGAACUAAAUAGCCUCGGCCCAGUAUACCUGAAGGAGCAUCUCCACCCCCAUUGUUCAGCCUGGACACUGAGGUCCAGCUCCAAGGAGCUUCUGGUGGUUCCCUCACUGUGAGAAGUGAGGUUACGGGGAACCAGGCAGAGGGCCUUCUCGGUAGUUGUGCCCGCCCUGUGGAACGCCCUCCCAUCAGAUGUCAAGGAAAUAAAUACUAUCUGACUUUUAAAAGACAUCUGAAGGCAGCCCUUUAUGGGGAAGGUUUUUUUUUUUAAAGUACUGUGUAAUGUUUUGUAUCUAUGCUGGAAGCCACCCAGAGGGGCUGGUGCAACCCAGUCAGAUGGGCAGGGUACUAAUAAUAAUAAUAAUAGUAAUAAUCCUCUAGAAAUGUGUCCUUGAGCUAUGAUUAUUCCUCUUGCUUGCUGGGUGGAAGUUGGAGAGAGAUGUGCAUGCAGAAAUCUCUCACUUUAUGUGGCUGUAAAACAGUUUUGCCUUUGGACAAUCGACUAGCUUCUCCAUGUGCUCACACACACUUCUGUCGUCCAUCCAGGCAUGUAGGAGGCAUAAAGGGAGUUCAAGGAUGCUUUCCAGUCAGGCAAAAACGCUCAAGGAGGGGGUGAAGCAGGACUCAAGAGGGGUGUGGCCUGGGGAGAGGGCCAAGGGCCAGGUAGAGAGGAUUGGAGGGCCGCAUCUGGCCCUUGGAGCUGAAGUUCUCCAUCUCUGGUCUAGGAAUUCCUGGAUUAUUCAUCUUCUUCAUUUUGUAAGCUUAAAUACUACUCCUGUCUCUCUUCUCCCUCCCUACUUCUGUUCCAGAAGUCUUCCCCCAGCAGACAGAAGGAGUCAAGCUUAUCAUUAAUAAAUCCCUCACCAGCCAUUUUCAGGUUCGUACCCUUGCUGCUAUUAAUCAUGCUGGCUAUUUUUAGUCAUAUAAAGUGGAGAAAUGGGUCCAGCUCCCAGGGGAAGCGCUGUGGCACAGAGGAACAGCAUCUGGUUUGCAGGCAAAAGGGGGAAGUGGGAAAUACUGUUCAAUAUUUACCAUAUUGCUCCCUGUAAGGUGUAAGGGGAGGGGUAGCGCCUCUGGUGGGGGACACACGCCAUGAUCUUUCUGGGGCAGUUUUUGUUCACUUUUGGUUCCCAGCCUGCACUCAAAUCUCACCUGUGGCUCCCAGAAGCUGUCAGCAUGCGACAGCGGCCACACCCUGGCAACUAAACCAGGUGAGGGGAGCCGAUGGGUUUCAAACCCUCAAUGAGUUAGGGGCUUCCCCUGCACGCGAAGACAGGCUCUGAAGGAUUGAGUGGAUGGGACAAAGAGUAGGUCCAAUGGGAGAAGGAAAUUUCGGAUCCUAAACCUCCACUAUCUUCGGGAGAAAAAAAGCGAUGGGGUAAACCCUACAGAAAUCCAGAAUGGCAUCCCUAAGACGGUUGGAUGGCGCAUUGUACGCCUCCCUCCAGCAACUCCUGCAGCCAAGCUGGUGCCAGACAUCUUGUUCUGCUUUCCUUUGGACCACAUCAGCAAGGCCAAGAGGAGGGUCUUGUUGUCUGGGCAGCCCAGGACCCCCAUACACACUGAAGAGACUUGCACCCUGGGAGGCCACUUCAGUGCUGCUAACGCAGCGCUUAGACUUCACCCCUGGAGGUCCACUCCAUUGUCUCUUGAGACAGAUGGAUGCCAACAAAAAAUAAUUUGCCUAGGGAUUGAUUCCCCAAAGGAAUUCUCCAGAGAGUUUCUUUUUGGAAUAAUAGGAAGGCGGGGGGGGGGAUCUGUUUUUUGCUGAUGGAUGGGGAUCUAUACACUCCAUAUAAGGCUUCUAUGUAUGCCAUUGCAACCCAACGAACCAGAUAAAAUGUUACUGUACAACAGGUUCUGUGUGCUGGGACCACCUAUGCUAAAACAUACUUCUGUGCUACCUGUAUUUUUGUGCUGACCAGCGGUGGCACCCAGCCUUACAGAUCCCAGAGCUCCCAAACCUGGAGUAUGAGCUGUCUGCUGGGUCACGGUGUUCAUUUCUCAAAGACGAUAAGACUCUCUUCCAUCAACGGAGUGCAUCUUUUUUCCUUCUUCCAGGUGACCCAUACUAUUCACAUGAGCACAAUUGGACAAUCAAGUUAUCAUCUCAAUACAACGUAUGUGGGAGACCAGCAGUUGAGCCCCACGGAAGUGAGCAAAGCAUUUAUUUUUUUCCUGGGGGGUGGGGUUGUGACAAGUGGGGAAAGUGCUGAAAAGAGCAACAUGGUUCUAGAUAUGUGGUCUUAGGGGGCUUUUGAAAAGUCUUAAUAAAAGUUUAUUUUUAAAAACGAUCUAGGAGUUGGAGCAACUCCCCUGUGAGGAAAGAUGACAAAAUUUGGGCCUUUUUCCUAAUUUAGAGGAAUCUUUUGCCCAAGGUGGAACUUGAACUCAGGGUCAUUCCAUGAAGCCACAGGUUGCCCAGUCCCCCAAUUUUAUAUUUAAUUAUUAUUUGCUGGUGUUUUGAGAAUUAAUUUUAUUGUGUACUGUUAUAUUCUAAUCGAUUAUUGAAUAUUACUUUUGAAGUUAUGUUUCAUUAUGACUUUCUGUAUUGGAUCAGAUUACUAUAAGGUGUGCAUAUUUUGUUGCUGUAAGCAUCCUUGUGUACUGAAAGGCUAUAUACAAGUUAAAAGUGAAAUAAAUAUCUUCUACCCAAAAUUCCCACUGCCCCAAGGAAAAAGCUGCAUCUCUUUUCUUCCUUCCAUCCUGCUGCUUAGUCACCACCUCUGCAGAGGCAGAGAUGCUUCCAGAAUGAUACUUGGCAUCCACAUUUGCUCGCCCUGACGCCAUCUUGAAUAAGGUGGAAGGAAAAAAUGGCAGCACCUAUGCACCAUCUGCUCUCUUGAGCAUGGGUUUCUAACUCAUUCAGUCUUCCUUCCUUUGAAUGCCAGUUGCUGGAGCACACAGGUGGGGAGGCUGUUCUCUAGCUCAGGUGCUGCUUUGGUGCUAAAUUUCAGUGCUUGGCCAUGGCAAGACGAGAUGGGCCAUUGGCUCUCCUUACCUUCUCCCUGCUUCCAUCAUAGGCCUUCCCAACUCUCAUUGGAGACAUUAAUAAUGCUGGGAGCCUCAAUGCUCAAGUGCUCCACCUACUGGCUGAGCGGAUACGGACAAAAGCUGUAUUCCAGGUAAAAACUACACAGGGAGUGUUUGGGUCUGAGGCCAACGGGCUUGAAGGCAGGAUCUUAAUGCUUUUGGUAUUGCCAGGCUGAAAACUCAUCAGCGUAUAUUUUUUUGAGUGUUCGAUGACAAGCAACAGACUUAUGCAACGGUUAAUUUUUAAAAAACCAUCCUAUCUCUCCCCCCCUCACUGUUUUUAAUGGCAUUUUACACUAGGUAUAUUGUUUAUGAAUUGGUAGUAUGCAAAUAUUUUUCUAAAUAAAAAUGAAUCCUAAAUAAAGAAAUUCAGAGGUGGCGUCUCACACGCCUGUGAGGCUUUCUCACGUUAACAACGGCAUCCUGUCUGAGAGGUUGAAGAGGCUGUAAAUCAGGGACUGGGAACCUGGGGCCCUCCAGAUAUUGUUGACUGGGGUUGAUGGGAAUCGGAGCGCAGCAGCAUUUGGCUGGUACCUGUUGGGGCUGGUAGGGCGGAAGCCAUGGAGCCCAACAGUGGGUGGCGCCAGAGCUAAAGACAGACAGAGUCAAAUAAUUCUAGUUUUGCCACCACCCUCCUCCCUGCUGUUGAGUUCUGUAAGUGGCAACACUGAGACUAAGGAGAGGGGAAGCUGGAAGGCCAUACAGUGGUACCUCAGGUUACAGACGCUUCAGGUUACAGACGCUUCAGGUUACAGACUCUGCUAACCCAGAAAUAGUACCUCGGGUUAAGAACUUUGCUUCAGGAUGAGAACAGAAAUCGUGCUCCGGCGGCGCAGCGGCAGCAGGAGGCCCCGUUAGCUAAAGUGGUGCUUCAGGUUAAGAACAGUUUCAGGUUAAGAAUGGACCUCUGGAACGAAUUAAGUACAUAACCAGAGGUACCGCUGUACUGUCACCUCCUGGACUGGUGGUUGGUAAGGCAGGCAGGUGGGAGCUGGGGGGGACGGGACAGACGAGAUGGGUGGGACAGUGCCCCAUUUGCCCUAAUGGACCAGUCUUUGCUAACAUGUGGUCCCCCUACAGCCCCUUGGGAGCUUUUGCAUCUCUGAGAACUAGGCUGUAAACUCGUUUUGAGUAAAAGUCCAUGCCCAACCCUGUUCCCGCCCCCCCAACUUUUUUGUGUUCCAGACUCAGCAGUCCAAAUUUGUGACUUGGCAGUUUGAUACCGAGUACCGAGGAGAUGACUACACGGCCACCCUGACGCUGGGCAACCCUGACUUGAUCAGCGAGUCGAGUGAGUGAGUGCCCGUCUGCCAUCUUGGCAAUCUUUGGCAAUUGCCGUAGGCUUGUUUGCAUCCUGCCCGCCCCUCUCUGGGGGGGGGGGAACUUAGUUCUUUGGUUGGCAGCUUGUCCAGGAAAAUAUACAAAUGUGUGUGUGUGUGCAUGUGCAUAGAUAGAUAGAUACAGGCAACUCUCUGUUUACGCGAUGGUUACGUUUUGAAGCACCACACAUUUAAGUGAAAUCACAUAUAUUGGCAACACAAUUGGAAAAAGCUUGCAAACGCCGCAGUUGCUGUCUCCCAGCCUCCUUCCUCAAACUCCCAGCUCUCCGUGGGCCUCAGCGGUCAGUGCAAAGGCUCAUGGGAUUGCACUUGCUUGCUAGGGAUUGCUAGGCGCUAUUUUUGUGCCAUUUUGGGGCUCUUUCGGGGGCUGUUUUUGCCCCUUCUGGGUUUGCGCGAUGCACGUGUUCGUUGUCACAUGUGCCUUGAGCAUGCACAAAUGGAGAGUUGCCUGUACAAAUGUAGGGAAGCAGGCAGAGAGAGGCUGACAUUAUGGGGAGAGAGGCAGGCAGGCAGUGAGAGGGAACCAGACUUGGAUGAAUGCAGAAUAAAUAGGUCACAAUGCAGGGUUUCCCAAAUGUGCGUCUCCAGCUGUUUUUGGACUACAAUUCCCAUCAUCCCUAGCUUGCACAGCCACUGGUCAGGGAUGAUGGGAACUGUAGUCCAGAGACAGCUGGAGACCCUAGUUUGGGAAACCCUGGCGUAGUGGUUAAGAGUGUUGGACUAAGACCUGGAGGUCAGGGUUUGAAUCCCCACUGGGCACGAAGCUCACUUACGAUACAAUACGAUACGAUAAUCUUUAUUAUCAUUGUCCCAUACAGAACAACGAAAUUGAAAACGAAAUUGAAAAAAUCUACACCAGACAUUAAAAAAAAGCCUGCUAUCCCAACUAUCCCAGCCUGGUUAGCCCCUAAAAACUCUCAUACCCCAUCAUUGAAUACAAUAUGCUCACACAGAGACUACCUUCCACUGCGUUUAAAACCAAAAUUGCAUUUGGAUAGAAACUGUUUCUCAGGUGGCUAGUCCUAGUCUUGUAGGUCACCUUGAACCAGUCAGUGUCUUUCAGCCUAACUUACCUCACAGGGGUUGCUGUGAGGUUAAGAUGGGGAAAAGAGAACCACCUCGGAGGAAAAGGUGGUAAAUAAAUGUAGUAAAAAAAGAAAGAAAAGACAUUUGGAGGCCUAGAAUGGGAGGGGGAGCCCCUAAGACCAAUGUUUCCCUCAAAUGACCACUAGAGGGGGCGACUCUCCCGCAGCUGCUGUGUUGCUUAGCAACCAACCCUAGUGAAGGAUGGAGUUUCUACCAUGUAAUGUAGGGCCUGCUAAACAGUGAGAGGCCCUAUGUCACCUGGUGGCAGCUUCGAACAUGGGGCAAGAACAUCAUGGCUUCUUUGUGGCCUGCAGCGAUGCCUGGAGAGGGGUGGAGUAGCAGCCUAGCAGUUCCCCCCCGGGUGGGACAAAUUUGCUUCCGUCCUCAACUCCUGACUAGUGUGUUAUUUUAUUUCUUUAUUGAAUUCCUGUCCCACACUUCCUCUCCCAAGAAGCCGAGGCAAACGGAUUUGCACAAUUUUAAAAUGGAUUAAUAUUUUACAGCCUUUUGAAUCCGUCUGUGGGAAAGGGGGAGGUUAUUGUUUCGCUGUUUCGUUUUACUUAUUUUUCAAGUUUUUAUCCUGUGUUUUUGCUCUGUGAACUGCCCUGAGAUCUUAGUGAGGGUAUAGAUCAAAUAAAUAAAUCUAAUAAACAAAUAAAAACAAAAAUCAAGCAAAAACAUCCUGGAAGAAAGUAAAAGGUUCUUAAAAACAGCAACAGUUGAAAACCUCUCAAAGCAGUUCCAGGUAAAAGCAUUGUAAAAGCAGCCACAAUUAAAAACUUCUUAAGUUUCCAUUAAAUUUUGGCAUGGCUGCUUGUACCAUUUUGAAUGCUGGGUGUGGGAACAGAGAAAUUGCCCUGGAUCACUUGGAUGAACUACUGAACGUUGUUGAAGGUUGUUUCAUUAAGGGACAGACAUGAACUGUAAUUAAGUUCCUUUUCGGACAUGUUGAACUUGAACUAGUUCCUUUUUAAAACAAACUUCCCAGGCUCUGCUCAAAACUCUGCCCAGGCCACAGCCCUCCCUGGCCCUGCUGUCCCCUCACCCAACUAUUUUUGCCUAGCUAGAUCAUUCCCUUGAACUCUGAUAAUGCCUCUUGGCUUGCCUGGGUGAAGGAGAUAGAGAGGUGUUUGUGUGUUUUGAAGGUUGCCUCCUGUGCAAAGUACAAAUUUGCAUGCAUUGCUUUGUCUACUUUGGCCUCUGGCCUGCCCGUCGUUGGCAUGUGACAGCUCUUGGGAGGUUGCCUUCAGACUAGAAAAAGUUCCCUCUGUCCGUGCUGAUGGACCAGACUGCAACCUAACAACCGUUGCUCUAGAGAAACCAUAGUGAACUGCUCCAACUCUGCCUUUCUCCAAGUUGGUGUGACCUAUAGAACAGGCAUGCGGAACCUUUGGUGCUGGACUGCAAUUCCCAUCAGCCUCAGCUUCUUUUCCAACCCUUCUUUGCUGCUCACAGUAAAAUACUUUUUUUAUUAAUUUAUAAUACUUGCCCAUCCAUUGCUAUUUCCAUUGAUGCUUCAUGUUCAAUUCCUGCUCAGACGUUUUUCUGUUUUCCCACUUAAUCAAGUAGAGCUAAUCUGUCCAUAUACCGUAUUUUUCGCUCUAUAAGACGCACCAGACCACAAGACGCACCUAGUUUUUGGAGAAGGAAAACAAGAAAAAAAAUAUUCUGAAUCUCAGAAUCCAGAACAGCGAGAGGGAUCGCUGCACAGUGAAAGCAGCAAUCCCUCUUGCUGUUCUGGCUUCUGGGAUAGCUGUGCAGCCUGCAUUCGCUCCAUAAGACGCACACACAUUUCCCCUUACUUUUUAGGAGGGAAAAAGUGAGUCUUAUAGAGCAAAAAAUACGGUAAAUCAUUAAUCGUAAUUUUAAAUCAUAUUUCCUCAAUAAUAUCCUCUCAUUCGUAAUAUCCGAGUUUUACAAACCUCACAAACAUCCAGAAAAAAAUCUCCUCGUCUCCCUUGUUAUGCCAUUCCCUUUUCACAAAACAAACCAGUCACUAUCCAGUUUCCCAGGUUUAAUACACUUCCCUCCCAUUAUUCACAGAUUUUAUUUGUUUCUACUUCCAUCGGCCCUGGCCAGCAUGGCUAGUGAUAAGGGAAAAAUUGGAAGCUUGGCGAGAUCUGGAGGCCAAGAGGUUGCCCUUCUCUGCUGUAGCUGCCCCAACACUUGGGUAGCUCAGUCUAGGAGGGGACGCAGGAAGCUGGCUUAUAUUGAGUCAGGCUGAGGCGUUCUCAAAGUAAAGGAAGGACUGAACUCUGAUUAAUAAGAAUACACACAGAGGCUUGAACCAGCAAGACUCUGGGAAGGGUGCGUAUAAUAAUCUCUCUUCCUCUACCCCUCAGCCCAGGUCGUUUUAUUCACAAAAGAACUUUUUACAGAUAGUUCGUAAGAACCAAUCAGAUUUCUUCUGAGCAUUUCAACAAACCCCAUGCGGGGACAAAGUUAAACUACAGACACUAGUUAGGCAUGCAAACUUUUGGGUAAAUGAAUGAAAACUACAAAGGAGUGCAUUCAGCAACCCCAGAGGUCAUAAUCAAUCAAUACACAUGAUAAGAAGGAUGGCCAGGAGGACAGCGAUCAUUAUCUUUUCUUUUUUUUUAAAAUGAUAUUUAUUGAGAAUUUUAAAGUUACAGAGAAAAAAGAAGGAAAAAACAAGAGAAAAAGAAAGAAAGAAGUAGAUAAAAAUAACAAUUAAACAAUACAAAUCAAUAAACAAAGUCAAAGAGAAAAAACAAAACACACAGUACAUCAAAAUCAAAAAGCAAAAAUAAACAAAAAAUUUAAAAACAAAUCCAAUAUUUCCAAAUCCUUAACUUUCAUUAACUUAUUUCAUCGACCUCCUCACACCUCCCUGUUUUGUAUUCUAGUUGUUAAUUAUCUCAGCAAAUCCUUUCCAUCUUUCACAAUAUUCUGUCAUUAAAUUACCUUAAUCUAUUUUAACCUUAUCUUACCAUAAAAAACCUUAAAACUUAAAACUUAAAUCUUAUAUAUACCAAAUUCUUUUAACCAUAACAUAUUCUUACAUAAUUCUUUUUAACAUUUCUGCUAAGGCCAAAUAAUUUCAUUACAACAUUUUUCUAAUACUCAUUAAUUUUACAAUACUUUCCUAAAUUAAUUUUUAAAACUUUCUUCCAAUCUUCAGCCAUCGUCUCUUCUUCCUGUUCUCGGGUUUUGUCAGUCCUUUCUAUUCCGUCCAUCUAGUCCAUCAACCUGGUGAUCUUAUGUCUGAGGCUCUUAAGUCUUUUCCAUGUCCCUUCUGCAGAUCUUCUUCUUGUUUAUACCUGCACUUUACUUUGUCUUUUGUUGAUCUUUUUCUUAAUUUCUUUCCUUUCUCAUUGGGGGGUAGGUCUCGGGAGGACUCCAAUCCAAAAAUAUCAAAAAUAUCUCCAUCUCUCCUCAGCAGAUCAGCCCAUUCCCCACAGUCCCAUUCCCCACAGUCAGCACUGUAAUCCAGAAAGUAUUUAAAAGCAUGUUUCAAAGUCCUUCCAAAAUUAAGAGCCCUCACAACUCCAGACCCCCCCUGGUCCACUCCAGAUUCAAACUUCAAGAACAGCGGUUUAUACUCCUGCAAAGCCUCGGAUUUCUCCAUUUGUGUUACUUGAGGUUCAACAACAACCUCCUCCAUUUUCUUCUGCACUUGCGCUUGCCCUGUCAAAACAGGUUCCUGGGCUGGUUCCUGAAUGGUUUCCAUAUGGGUAUUCACCGUUUGUCCAAAAUUUUUAACUGCAACAGUCAUCAAAUCCAUCUUCUCAUGCAUCUGCUCCAGCAAAGCACUUGUCUUACAAAAAGCAAGCACCAAGACUUCUUGUAAACACAUUUUUAUUCAAGGUUAGAGUCCGGUCUCACGAUCCUAAUCUUACAGCUGUGAGGUCCCCAGAUCGACUCCGGCAACAAAUUAACAAGCUCCCUCUAGAGGAGACAAUUUCUAUUUGUAUCCAUCUUUGAAAACAGGACCAACAAAAGAAAAUUACUUUCACUUUUCAAAUACUUUGUUUCUUUUGAUUGCAAGAAGCUACAUUGGAGUCAAUUUGUUUCUCUUUUUUUUUUUUUUUUUUACUAUCUGUCAAAAGACGUUCCAUUCAGAGUCGAUGAACUUCCCCAUAAAUUUCUGUCCCUGACACCCCGUUCCCAGGUUUGAGACGAUGGAAAUUUAUCUUUCUUUACUCUCUCUCCUGCAGGCUUAAACAGUCAAAAAUUCCCCCUCUUUUCUCCUGCUUCCAAGAGGGGUUUUAGUGGUAAUAAAUGAAGGAAAUUUAGAACUUUAUAUACGACUUUCCAGACUUUAGCUUACAAAGUUUUUGCUUCAAUCUAUUUACAAAAAACGGGAGGCAGACUUCCUGUUUAGAGCCUUCCCGCUUCAGUGCCAAAUUAAAAUGUUUCUUAAUCUAAUUUUCCAUUCUACUCACGGUUACUUGUUUAGAGUCCAGUUGUCCACAGGAAAAAGUCAGCGCUCUCCGGCAACGGCUGUGCGGAUUUACUCCGUAAAAGUAGCGGUUGAUUCAAAACACCGCGCCACUCACCCCACGUCGCUUCAGAUCCCCAAAAAAGGGUUUCCCUGCGAGUAGGGGAGGCGCUCCUGGUGUCAGCCAAAUCCCACGUUCCCAGGCUUCCUCCGCCUGGGAUUUUUAGAGGGUCUCUGCCUUCGCCGCGGCAGCAAGACCCGAUUUUCACGGAGCGGGUUCCUCUCGGUCAGAGGAGCUCCGCCAUUGCCGAUGGCGCUGACCCGGAAGUCCGACAGCGAUCAUUAUCACCUUUAUGUGAGACCUGUUUCCUGGCCCAAAGAUUAACAUCCUAAGAUUAACAUAUCAGAAAAGCUACAGCAAAGAAACUGCCCACUGUCUUUGAUGACCCAGGACGCUUGCCUGUCUAAGUGUGUACGUGACUUGUGAAGAAAGAGAAAUGGAACAGGGAUGCAGAGGUGCGGAUUGAUCCGAUCAAGAAUCAUAUCAAAAUAGUUUAAACCCAGUCAACGCAAUGCUUUCAUUGCUGACACAGAUGGCUUACUCUAUAUUUGUUAUAAUUCCUCAUAGCAAUACCACCUGAUCACUACAUCAGGCCACAGGUCCAUCUAGCUCUGUACUGCCUGCACUGACUGGCAGUGGCUCUCCAGGGUUCCAGGCAGUGAUUUCUCCCAGUGCUACUCUGCCUGGAGAUCCUGGGGACUGAACCUGUACGCAAAGCAGAUCAUAGAAUCAUAGAGUUGGAAGAGACCACAAGGGCCAUCGAGUCCAACCCCCUGCCAAGCAGGAAACACCAUCAGAGCACUCCUGACAUAUGGUUGUCAAGAUGUGCUACCGCUAAGCCACAGCUCGUCUCCAAAGGGUGUUGGUUAUUUUUCAGCUGCAUGCAAGUCUUUUUUUGGGGGGAUGACACUGACUUGCUCUUCCUUCUUUGCAGUCAUUGUCGUGGCACACUUCCUGCAGAGCAUCACUUCGCGGUUAGUCCUUGGCGGGGAAAUGGUGUAUCACCGGCGGCCGGGGGAAGAGGGCGCCAUCGUCACGCUUGCUGGGAAGUACACAGGUUGGUUUCCUUUUGCUGAAGGUUUGGGGCGUGACUCGAGGAGCAGGCGCUCGUCCCCCACAUACGUGGCCUCCAUUUUCCAUCAUGGUUCUUCAAAGAGCAGCUUCUUGAUAUUGCUUUAUUCGGCAUCAGAUGCGAUCGGCAUGAAAAGCCUUCAGCCCUCCAGGUGUUGCUGAACUACAGCGCCCAUCAUCCCUGGUCCUUGGCCAUGCUGACCGGGGCUGAUGGGAGUUGUAGUCCAGCCAACAUCGGGAUGGCUAAAGUUUCCCCACACCUGAACAAGAGCACACAGAGCUGAUUGAAACACUUGCAGAAAGGCUCAUUUCUCAGUUGGCCUCGGACUUUCCUGUUUCGGGAUGUGGCAGGAAGAAGCCUUCAUGUCCAAAUGCUUCUCUGUGUCAGAGGCUUCUCUGUAUCAAGGGCAAAAUCAGUUUAUGGCUGCUAAAUUUUUUCCUUCUUCUUUGCGUCUGGGAGAUACUGUGGUACCUUGAGUUAAGAACUUAAUUCGUUCUGGAGGUCUGUUCUUAACCUGAAACUGUUCUUAACCUGAGGUACCACUUUAGCUAAUGGGGCCUCCCACUGCCACUGCGCCGCCACCGCCCAAUUUCUGUUCUCAUCCUGAAGCAAAGUUCUUAACCCGAGGUACUAUUUCUGGGUUAGCGGAGUCUGUCACCUGAAGCAUCUAUAACCCGAGGUACCACUGUACUGUGAAUAAUCCAGCUGCAGACACACACACACACACACACACACACACAUAUGAGAGCAGGGAUGAAGAAACCUGUGGCCUCCCAGGUGAUGGCCACAUCCACACCAUACCUUUAAAACGCUUUUGUACCUCUUCCAAACAGUCAUGUUUAAUUACUGGCACCCAAAGAAUAUUGGGAACUGUAGUUCAUUAAGGGAGCUGAAAGUCAUUAGGCUAUCUCCCAGUUCCCCUCACAGAGCUAUAAAUCCCAGGAUGGCUUAAGAAUCAACUCCUCUUCCCAGGGAAUUCUGGGAUGUAGCUCUGUGAGGGGAACACCGGGGGGGGGGAUCUCCUAACAAUUCUCAGCACCCUUAAUGAAAUAAAUGUGUUUUACUUUCUGAAGGAAGGUGGGAGGAGAGGCAAGGAAAAAGAUCUACCCUCCCUCCUUUUUUUCUAAGGAUUCUACUCUCCCUUCCUCAAAACAGCAGCCACGUCUGACAGCAGAUAUUUUGGUUUCCCUGGAAAACUGUAUAAUGGUUCAAGUGGACUCUUGUAGCCAGGAGAGCUGCGUCAAGAAGUGUCUGCGUAGUCUAACACACACUCUUAGCCAAGAAUAGAGACAGGAUAGAGGUGUUGUUACACAGAUGUCAUUAAGCCGCACAAAUCUGCCCCUCCACCCCCCAAAAAAACCCUCAUUGGGGUCCAUGAAUUUCAAUGUGUUCCUUUGUGCUGUAUGUAUUUCCCCCCUUUUUUCUGUAGCCCUCAAAUGGAUAGCCACCCUGAACCUUGGCUAUGGCGGGGCUCACGCCAGCUAUUAUCACCGUGCCAAUGACCAGGUGAGUCAAAAAGGAGUUUCUUCGGCGCCCCCGCCCAUUGCCCACUUUCUUUGGCCAAGUCUGACCUCUUGAUUUCUCCCCCUCAACAGAUCCAGGUCGGGGUAGAAUUUGAGGCCAACACUCGGCUGCAAGACACGAGCUUUGCCUUUGGUUAUCAGCUCACGCUGCCACAGGCCAACAUGGUUUUCAGAGGUGAGCGAGGGGCUGGGACGCCCUCCCUGUGCGAGGCCAGAGUGUGAUCAAAUGCCUGAACCUUCCUGCCACAGGCCCUGCUUCCCAUAAGCCCUUCCUUCAUCCGCCGUUGCCUGUCUUCCUGUGACAGGAUAGUACGCACCCCGGAAAUGAUCUCUUUCAGCUUCUGCCUUCUGGAAGAAGGUAUAGGGUUAUAAAGGCCAGGACUAGCCGCCUGAGAAACAGUUUCUACGCAAAUGCAAUUCUGGUUCUAAAUGCAGCAUAAGGGGUCUCUAUAGUAUAGUGUAUUUUAAAAUGGGGUUUCAGAGUUUUUAGAGGGGUUUGAAUGUUUUAUAUAGUUUUGUAGUAGUUUUGUAGUAGUUUUGUAGUAGUUUUGUAGUAGUUUUAUGUAGUUUUUCAAUUUCAUUGUUCUGCAUGGGACAAUGACAAUAAAGAUAUCGUAUAUCGUAUUUAUCGUAUAUUGACAGGAAAUGAGUUUGGCAGGGAUAGGGAACCUGAGUUCCUGUCUGUCGUGAGCCCUGUGGAGGUGUCAUGGGAGGGGGGGGGGGGAACGGGACAGGAACAUCCUGAGGAGAUGAGGGGAAAAGAAAUCAGGAGGUUGCAGCUAGAUGACCCUGAGCAGCAUGAAGAGGACAAAAUUGGGGCCUCAAGAAAUGUCUGAGCUGGAGGAGGAGGGCUGGUGAUUGAGGAAGCCAGGAGCUGAAUCCCAGGGAAAGGUUUAAACAGAUUGUCAGAGAGAUGUCCCAUCUUGGAAGUCUUCCCUGAGUGUGAGGCUCUCCUGAAGCCAAGCUUGGGGGCUCUCAAGGCCAUCCAGCAGAGUCUGAGAAAAACUGGCCAGACUUUUUAGAGAGGAGAGAAGACUGCAUCUCAGCAGCUUGCUUGAGAAGUUCCAGCGGUGGGGAAUUGUAAACUGGGUGGCUGCUAUUGCCAUCUUAACUUGGGGGUCCCCCACUCCCCUGAGGUUCAGGUGGCCUUUACCACUGUCCCUAGUGUGACAGGACCUCCCCUGUGAAGGCCAGCAGAAGUCCACCCUGCUUUCUUUGAGGCACCUUUUAAAAACCAUACAGUUCAGACAUGGUUCUCUCUCUCUCUCUCUCUCUCUGUGUGUGUGUUUUACCAACCAAUCUUUAUUGAUGUUAUAGUUAAUAGGGUUGCCAUAUUUCCAAAAUCUCACCAACAACAAAAUGAAGUUUUUGAGCUAUUUUGAAGGAAAUUCGCCAAAAUCAACACUUCCAACACGGGUUGCCUGUCCAGAUUUCCCCAGACAUUGCAGUGAUUUCCACCUGGACGCUGUUUCUGAGUACCAUACUGUGUCUGGGAAAUUCCAGAUGUAUGGCAACCCUAUUGUAGUAAUACUAUAUUUUUCCAUAGGGCCCUGCUGCCUUAUUACCCUUUUUUUUAAAAAAAAAAAAAUCAAAUUACAGUUUGUAAAUAUUUAAACCUACACAAAAUGUGCCCCCUCUUUCCUUUUCUAGGUUUCCUGGACAGUAGCUGGUGUGUGGGGGCUGUCCUGGAGAAGAAGCUCCCCCCUCUGCCCGUCACCCUGGCCUUGGGAGCCUUCCUCAACCACUGGAAGAACCGGUUCCAUUGCGGCUUCAGCAUCAUCGUGGGCUGAGCGCCCUGAAGAUCCACCUCUCUCGACUGCGCGAGGCAGUUGGAUUUGAUUUUGCGAAGCUGCUUGGUCAGAGGGGACCCCCGUUCUGUCCGUGUGUCUGUGUGUUUUGUGUGGGCAGAGCGGGGCACUUCACCACAGACUUCUGCAGUGGGGCAGCGAUGAUUUGGGGGCCCCAGCAUCCUCUCAGCGUGCCUGCAUCACAGCCCUGCCUUGAGGAGGUCCACGGAUUUUUUAUUUAUUUAUUUUUUGUCUCCAGAAGGACAUUUAAUGUUAUUGGUGUGGCAGGGAGGGAGAUGUGCUCUCCUCCGAAAACAUGACCAUGUAUUGUUUUCUUCCAGAUCGUGCACGGCAUAAACUCCGCGGCAGGUGUUAUGGUGUGGGUGACGGGGCAGGGGGCUCGUGGAAGGACGGAUGCCUUCAUUUGCUGGGGCUUGGAGGAUGUCGAUCAUGGCAUUCCCUUGAGGAACUGGGAAUCGAUGCCAUCACUACGUCAGUUCUGGCCCACAACUCUGAAUUUUGAAGAGGGUGGCAUGCAUGUGGGCAUCGUGCCACUCCCCUUGCCUGGGACUGUGAUGAGGGCAAGGGCUGUGGCUUCUGUGUAGUGAUGGCUUGGAAUAUAAUUAAAAUCAUGCUGGGGACAUCCCAUCCCCCCUCAAAAA
Podarcis lilfordi (Lilford's wall lizard) is the source of this 16479-nucleotide messenger RNA. NCBI's taxonomy places the organism in Eukaryota, Metazoa, Chordata, Lepidosauria, Squamata, Lacertidae. The record is from the annotation of a GenBank genome assembly.